Messenger RNA from Leptonychotes weddellii (Weddell seal), 1207 nucleotides. The record is from RefSeq and is a predicted model, not a curated record. NCBI's taxonomy places the organism in Eukaryota, Metazoa, Chordata, Mammalia, Carnivora, Phocidae.
AGGAGUAGGGGGAUAGGACUAUUUCUAAGAUAUUGUCCUGGGUAGGAAUACUGACCUUAGAGUUUAAAGAGCUCACUGAUGUCAUUUGGCACAAAUACUUUAAAAAAUGUGAGUGUCGGCCCUACCCAACCUUCCCAGACACUCCCUGUGACAGAGAAGGGGACGGCACCUCUAUCAGUCACUCCGCUGUUGCUCACAAGGAAGCAAAGCUUCCAUUUAAAGCAAAAGAAAGCUUUAAUUUGUGGUUGUGAUGUUAUCUUUUCUUGUACAGAAGGAAAAAAAUUGUGAUUCUUGAUGGCUGUCAGUUCUGAGCUGGAGGAUCUCUUGGCAGGAGGGGUGGGGGACAACCCCACGCAUACAUCAUACUCUUUGGGAAGCUUCAGGACAAAAAAUGGUAGAUUCCCUGGGGAAGGCAGAGUAAGUCACGAGGAAGAAAUGUACCAUGUUAGCUGUUUCUAGCGUGCACCUAAACACUCUCUCUGCCCAUUUUUGCCUCAGAAUCCACAUUUCCGUGCAGAUCCCACACCAGGACGGAAUGCUACCCCUCAUCUCCACCAUGCCGCUGCACAACCUGCAUUUUCUGCUGUCCGAAUCCAUCUACAGGCACCAGCACGUCUGCUCCAAUCUCAUCACCACCCAAGACCUGAGAGGCAUCUCAGAGGCAGGGUUCCUGGACGACAGGGUCUACGACAGCACGGCCCUGGGUCCUGGUUACGACCGCCCCUUCCAGUUUGACCCCAGCGUCCGGGAGCCCAAGACCAUCCAGCUCUACAAACACCUGAACCUGAAGAGCUGCGUCUGGACCUUUGAUGCCUAUUACGACAUGACUGAGUUAAUUGAUGUCUGUGGUGGGUCUGUCACUGCUGACUUCCAGGUGAGAGACUCUGCUCAGUCGUUCCUGACCGUCCACGUGCCUCUCUAUGUGUCCUACAUCUACGUGACAGCCCCCAGGGGCUGGGCCUCUUUGGAGCACCACACUGAAAUGGAGUUUUCCUUCUUCUAUGACACUGUUCUCUGGAGAACAGGAAUCCAGACAGACAGCGUGCUCUCUGCAAGGCUUCAGAUAAUAAGAAUCUACAUUCGAGAGGAUGGCCGUCUUGUCAUUGAAUUCAAGACCCAUGCCAAAUUCAGAGAUGCCGAGAAUGCCCUUCCACCUUACUAUCUCCCCAAGUCUGUGGUUCCUAUCCUCUUACUAGAGAGCCAAUGA